AUGGACGUGGAGAAAUCGUCGCUGUGCAAUUGCGUGGUGAAUUUCCUAUUGGAGGAGAAUUACCUCUUGACGGCGUUCGAGCUUCUCCACGAAUUGCUCGACGACGGUCGUGACGAUCACGCCAUUCGCCUCAAAGAAUUCUUCUCCGAUCCUUCUCAUUUUCCUCCCGAUCAGAUUUCUCGCUUUAACACUCUUCGAGUUGCUGAUCCCCAAAGUUUGCUUGAAGAGAAAGAAGCAUUAGAAGAAAAACUAGCAUUUAGUGAAUAUGAGCUUCGUUUGGCUCAAGAGGAUGUUACGAAACUGAAGAAUGAGUUAGAAAAGAAAUCUGAGGCUGUUCUUGGUGGGACAAAUGGGACAAAUAUAGAUGCUGCUGUAGAUUUUCAACGUCAGAAGAAGAAUUCUUCUUUUUCUGACUUGGGACCUCUGAAGGAUAAUGAGCGACGUGAUCUCAACUGUGCUGUGAAGGAAUAUUUAUUAUUUGCAGGAUAUCGCUUAACUGCAAUGACCUUCUAUGAGGAGGUUACCGACCAGAAUCUGGAUGUUUGGCAAAACUCCUCUGCAUGUGUUACAGAUGCACUGCGCCAUUACUAUUAUGAGUUCCUUUCUUCGACUUCCGAUGCUGCUGAGGAAAAGAUCAGUCUUCUUCGGCAAUGUGAUUCUCUUGAGAAAGAAAAUGAGAAGCUUAAGAAUGAAAUGCAGUCACUGGUGAAAAGCAAAGAUAUGGUUGAUAACCAGGUUUUGGCUCUGAUGAAAUCUUUGGAGGCUUUGCAGAAAGAUUUAAAGGACAAGGAAAUUCUGGUGCAAGAUUCGAAACAGGCAUUAGAAAGCCAGUUGAAGGAACUCAAUGACUGCAGAGCUGAAAUUACUUCACUUCAAAUGCAUUUAGCACGAUCGAAGCUAAACUUUACAUCAAGUGCUUCUGAUAAUGUUCAAUUGCGGUCCUCCGAAAGCUACAUUGAAGAAAUAAGAUUGCUUGAGAGUGAAGUUGAGAGGUUGAAAAGAACAAAUUCCUUCAAUGUUGAUUCUGCAAAAUUAAUAAAGCAAAGCGAAGGAGACAGAAACCCUGAAAAGGAACUUCUGGAGUCAAGGAAAUCUAAUAAUGCAGAAGACUUAGUUAAUAAUAUAUUGCCUGAGAGUUCUGGUAUGAAUUCUAGUUCACAGCCAUCUGUACCUCAAGAUAACUCUUCGAAUGUACAAAACGAAGUCUCAGAAGAGGGAUCAUUACAGUCUAAAAAUGACAGCAGUACCCUGAUCCGCGAGAAUUACGUCAAAGACAAUCAUGAAGCAAGUCCUGAGACUAAUGGGAUGAUUCUAAAAUCUGAAAAUCUUUCUUCUGAUGCCGAGAACAUGGGGUUGGAAACCAUACAAAUCCUUUCAGAUGCAUUACCCAAAAUUGUACCUCACGUUUUGAUAAAUCAUAGAGAGGAGCUCCUUCCCCUGAUGAUGUGUGCAAUUGAGCGCCAUCCAGACAGCAUGACCCGGGAUUCCUUGACCCACACACUAUUCAACUUAAUCAAGCGUCCAGAUGAACAGCAGAGACGGAUUAUCAUGGAUGCUUGUGUGACACUUGCGAAGAAUGUUGGAGUAAUGAGAACAGAAACAGAGUUGCUUCCUCAAUGCUGGGAACAAAUUAAUCACAUGUAUGAAGAACGAAGGCUGCUGGUUGCUCAAUCUUGUGGAGAGCUUGCAGAGUAUGUUCGACCAGAGAUCCGGGAUUCUCUCAUCUUAUCUAUUGUGCAACAGCUGAUUGAGGAUCCGGCAAUAGUUGUCCGUGAGGCUGCUGCCCAUAAUCUGGCUUUGCUGCUUCCACUCUUCCCAAACAUGGACAAAUAUUUCAAGGUUGAGGAGAUGAUGUUUCAGUUGGUUUGUGAUCCAUCUGGAGUGGUGGUGGAAGCUACAAUAAAAGACCUCGUUCCUGCUUUAAUCAGUUGGGGUAACAAGUUGGAUCAUGUUUUGCAAGUUCUGCUUUCCCACAUUUUGGGAUCUGUUCAGCGCUGUCCACCUCUUUCUGGGGUUGAAGGUUCCAUUGAGGCACAUCUUCGUGUUUUAGGUGAAAGAGAACGGUGGAAUAUUGAUGUUUUGUUACGUUUGCUGGAAUCACUGCUCCCAUUCUUGUAUAAGAAAUCUGUUGAGACUUGCCCAUUUCCUUCCGUAUCAGAUUCUUCUGGAAAUUUAGUCUCGCUUCAAUUACUUGAAGUCUAUGCUAGGGAAAAUGUGGAGUGGCCUUCUUUUGAAUGGCUUCAUAGUGAGUGCUUUCCAGGCUUGAUUCAGAUGGCUACUCUUUUACCUCAGAAGGAGGACAGCCUGAGAAAUAGGAUCACUAAGUUUCUAUUAAGAGUCGCACAAUGUUAUGGUGAACUGCAUCUGACUCAUAUUGUACUGCCUGUGUUCUUGGUGGGGGUGGGUGAUGAUGGCGAUUUGACAUACUUCCCCCAAGCUGUCCAAGCUAGAAUAAGAAGUUUGAAACCAAAAGGUACAGUCGCUAAUAGACUUGCUACUUUGGGUGUUCUACCACUUCUAUUGGCUGGUGUUUUGGGAUCCCCCAGCAAGCACGAUCAUCUCAUGGAGUACUUAAGGAAUAUAUUAUUUCAAAGUUCAGAACAAGAGAUUCAACCGGCAAAGCCUGAGCUAAUUAAUGCUGUUCGCUUCCUAUGCACUUUUGAAGAACAUCAUACAAUGACUUUUAACAUUCUGUGGGAAAUGGUUGUCAGUUCCAGUAUAAAUAUGAAAAUCCAUGCUGCCAAUCUCUUGAAGUCAAUUGUGCCCUACAUCGAUGCAAAGGUUGCUUCAACCCAUGUUGUACCUGCUCUUGUUACUCUCGGUUCUGACCAAAAUUUGAACGUGAAGUAUGCCAGUAUUGAUGCUUUCGGAGCUGUAGCGCAGCAUUUCAAAAAUGAUAUGAUUGUUGACAAAAUACGUGUUCAAAUGGAUGCUUUUCUUGAGGAUGGUUCUCACGAAGCUACAAUAGCUGUAGUUCGUGCGCUGGUUGUGGCUAUUCCUCACACAACAGAUCGACUCAGAGAUUAUAUCCUCUGCUUUUUCCUCUUUCUAAAACUAAUAAUAUAUUUGAAUUUGCUAUUGGAAGUCGUUACCAAUCUCUCUGCCGUGCCACUCCCUUCAAGUGAUGUGAUGCGUCGUGGAGACAGAGCCAAUGCAUUUUGUGAAGCUAUACGUGCUCUUGAUACAACAGAUCUUCCAUCAUCUAGCGUCAGCAACUUCCUCCUGCCUGCAAUACAGAACUUAUUGAAGGACACUGAUGCUCUGGAUCCAGCACACAAAGAAGCGCUUGAAGUUAUACUGAAGGAAAGGUCAGGUGGAACCUUAGACACCAUAAGUAAGGUAAUGGGCGCGCACCUAGCCUUACCAACCUCUGUAAGCAGCUUCUUUGGGGAAGGUGGGUUACUGGGUAAAAGGGAGAUCGGAGAUCAAGUUGUGACAUCACCAGAGCCUGUCCCGCAAAAUCCAGCAGAAGAUACAAGGUUUAGGCGGAUAAUGAGAGGUGGUUUCUCAGACAUGCUCAGGGGCAAAGCAAAGGGUGGUGAGGACACCCCACACAGCCAGUGA
Messenger RNA from Oldenlandia corymbosa var. corymbosa, 3564 nucleotides. Lineage: Eukaryota; Viridiplantae; Streptophyta; Magnoliopsida; Gentianales; Rubiaceae. The record is from the annotation of a GenBank genome assembly.